Messenger RNA from Cynocephalus volans (Philippine flying lemur), 2829 nucleotides. RefSeq names its product dihydroxyacetone phosphate acyltransferase-like. The record is from RefSeq and is a predicted model, not a curated record. Gene Ontology annotation, biological process: phospholipid biosynthetic process; ether lipid biosynthetic process; fatty acid metabolic process. NCBI's taxonomy places the organism in Eukaryota, Metazoa, Chordata, Mammalia, Dermoptera, Cynocephalidae. Gene Ontology annotation, cellular component: peroxisomal membrane; mitochondrial membrane. Gene Ontology annotation, molecular function: glycerol-3-phosphate O-acyltransferase activity; glycerone-phosphate O-acyltransferase activity.
AUGGCAAAGACUGCAAUAGAAAGCAAAGAAAGGCCUACUACAAAAUUCAAGAAGCAGUUUCCUCUGGGGAAGAAUAAGCAAGAAACAAUCAGGCUACUUGGACAGGUCGGCGGCGCCCCCCUAAGCGAGGUCGCACCGCUCAGCAAAGAAACCCGGGCCUCGCCCAGGACGGCGGCCGCCCCGGGGGCUUCUCUCGGCUCCUCCAACUCCUGUGUCUCCGUCGGCUCCACCAGCGGCGCUGUCAUCCUUCUUUACUCGAAAGAGCUCAAAAAGUGAGAUGAGUUUGAAGAUAUUUUAGGGGAGCAUGUCACUGACUUGAAAUUUGCAACGAAAUGCUACACGCCUCUUAUACACAAGGGAAAUGACUCCUUUAAAAGAAUAAAUAUCCUUUGCUUCAAUUCCAGAGAGAUUCUUUAUGUCAUUAGACAGCUUUCCAAGGAAUCCCUUCAGUCUGUCCAUGUCCCCCCAGAGAAAGUUUGUGAGAUCUUGGAUGAAAUGAGUCACAAACUUUGUCUCAGAGCCAUUCGGUUUUUUGCCUUCUUCCCGAGCAAAAUAUUUAAACACAUCUUCUUGAAGAUGUGUGUAAAUGAAGAAGGUUUUCAGAAACUGCCACGAGCCACCCACGAGUAUCCCAUCGUUCUGCUGCCUAGUCACUGAUGUUACACUGACUUUCUGAUGUUGUCUUUUCUUUUAUGCGACCAUGACUCGCCAGUGCCAGUGGUAGCAGCGGGAAUGGACUUCCUGGGAAUGACGUUUGUGAGCUGUGUGGAUGUCACGCGGUGCACCUUCAGGGCCAACAAACCCUACUGGGCUGCCUUCUCUGCAUACGUAAAAACCACGUUAUGGAACGCAUAUGCUCAUGUUGGGUUUUUUCUCCAAGGAACGAGAAGCCACUCUGCCAAGACAUUGACUCAGAAAUUUGGUUUUCUGAAUAUUGCAAUGGAACCAUUUUUAAAAAGAGAAGUUUCUGAUUCCUACCUCGUCCCAAUUAGCAUCAGUUAUGAUAAGAUAUUGGAAGAAACUCUUUAUGUGUAUGAGCUUCCAGGGAUUCCUAAGCCAAAAGAAUCUACAUCUGGGUUGUUGAAAGCCAGAAGUUUCUCUCUGAAAUUUUUGGAGACAUCUACGUAUACUUUAGAGACUGUGUCACUUCAAUUUCUGGCAGCUGGGAGGAUGAGUCAGAGCCCAUAUAACUUGGUUCUGAGACAUAUUCCUCAGAAACAGUCCAAGGACAUGCAUGUCUUCGUCACUGAAGUUGCCUGCAGAAUGCAGCUUCUGCAAAUCAAAAACCUAGUUCUGAGCCCGUGGGUCCUGACAGUUGCUGUUCUGCUUCAGAACCGGCCAUCCAUGGACUUUGAUGCUCCAGUGGAAAAGACUUCAUGGCCAAAAGGCUUAACCCACGCAUUCAGAGGGUUUCUCAUUUGGCCUGAUAAUGAGCCUGCUGAAGAAGUGGUCCAGUCCUGUAUUCUCCUGCAUUCCAGCACCACUAGCCUUAUCAAAGACCAGGUGAUUCUGAAAGUGGACGCCAGAACUCGGAAGUGGUCUGGUGGACUUACCUUCCAGCACGUCACUCUCCUCGUGUGCUCAGGUUAUAGGAACCAGCUGCUCAACAUUCUUGUCUGUCCUUUUUUAGUAGCUGUAGCAUUGCAGAUGACCGCUGAGUUCAGAAAAGAGGCUGUCUACAAUGGCCUUUGCUUAAUAAGCAACGUUUUUUCAAAUGAGUUCAUCUUUUUCUCAGGAAAUGCAUUAAAGGACUUUGAAGAAAGCUCUUACCUGCUUUGUAAAAGUGAGGCCAUACAGGUGACUACAAGGGACAUCCUAGUUAUACAGAAAGGAAAUUCUGUGUUUGAAUUUUUUAUAGAGCUCUUUAAACCUUUCGUGGAAUGUUAUCAGAUAAUUUGAAAAUACCUCUUGAAAGAAGAAGACCACUUCACUGAGAAACAGCACUUGGCUGCCCUUAGAAAAUUCACAAGUCAGCUUCUCGAUCAAGGUGCCUCUCCCUGUUAUAAUGUAUUAUCUUCCUAUGUGCAGAAAAAUGCCUUAGCAGCUUGUGUCAGACUUGUGGUACAGAAGAAGAAGGUAAAUAAUGACUGUGUAUUUCAUGUGAAUGAACCUGCCACAACCUCAUUAGAAGAAAUGCUUUGUUGUAAGGUGCCAAUGGAAAACCAGCCAUGCAAAACUUUAAUAAUCGCCAAACAGUUAUGGAAAAUUUGGGAUGCCCUGGUGACCUAUACAGUGGAAUAUGCAGUGAGCCAACUGCACAGUGGUUUUGGCUGCUGCUACAACUGCAAGCUGUCCUUUGCAGCAGUGGAAGCUGUGGUGGUGGCUGUUGUGGACCACCACUGUGGAAGUGGCCCAGGGCCUCCUGGUCAUGGCAGUGUUCCUGCUUUCUGUGGAUGCUUGGCCCUAGACAUUCCUUUGCCAGACAGCCCCCUGACUUUGGUCUUUUUGGCCCCACUGGCAUCACCACCAGAGAGCCCAGAGAGUCCUGAACCAGUGAGGAGGCAAUUCCACUCAGCCCAACAGGUUCCAGCCCUUCAGAUGCCCCUGUGGGAGACCCAAGGUACACAGCAAGUCAAUCCAGAUGGCAGCAUGCAGCCAGGAUGCCCCCUCUUCUACUACCAACCUUUCAUAACCACAGACCUUUUGAAUUGGAAACACCAUACUCCAUCAUAUUUGGAAAAACCCCAGGCUCUCAUAGGCCUCCUGGAGUUGAUUUUCGUCACUCACCAGCCCACCUGGGAAGACUGUCAUCAGUUACUCCUCAUCCUCUUCAAUACUGAGGAACAGCAAUGCAUCCUGACUGGAGCCAGAGAGUGGUUGCAACAAUAG